GUUACCCCACCAAGGAUACGAGAUUUAGGCAGAGCGACAAUGAAAUUUCCCCUUUGCACGAAGCGCUAAGGGGUAAAACAACCAUGCCAACUCUUUCUAGCAGUGAACCUAAUGACCAUGCUCACUCCUUCAAGAGCUACUACAAUAAUAGUGAAGCAAUACCACACCAACUCCACUCAGUUUCUACUCCCAUACCACCAACUAGCAUCAUUGCAUCAACAAGGCUGGAGCAAAGCUUGAAGAAAGAGCAAGAGCUUAUGCGCAUGUUUCUGACAACUCCUGUAAGUGAGGAUGCUCGAAGGAAGGCUUUGUCCUUAGAGCCCCAGUCAAUAAAAUCUUUGCUCCAAGGAGACCCUAUGGCUAUUCUCCAAGCCCACUUUGACAUUGCUGGAGUUUCUGAUCCUGGUCCGAUCUUCCACGACCCUGCCUUGCAUGUUCCUAAGGAGAGGAUGCACAAAACUCUUGGAUCUUCAUCUUCAUCCCAUGAUGACCUUUAUGGGAAAAUACCAUAUGCCAAACCAACUUUCUUUAAUCAACCCCCCGUGUCCUCACUUGUCCAAAGAGAGCAGCAUGUGCCAAGUGGUUUUCCAAGCAGCAAUUCUUAUGAUGCCAUCAAAGAGGUUAUGGGCUCUACAAUUAAUUUUAGAAGAGUCAAGAAGCAGAAGUACACAUGCAAGCUGUGUAGCGCUGUGUUUAGCUCACAACAAAUGUAUCAUAGUCAUAUGAGCUUGUUGCACAGCAAAGGAAUAGGGAACAAUUAA
This is a messenger RNA of Sorghum bicolor (sorghum), 761 nucleotides long. RefSeq lists its product as uncharacterized. Bases 84 to 761 code for a protein of 225 amino acids. NCBI's taxonomy places the organism in Eukaryota, Viridiplantae, Streptophyta, Magnoliopsida, Poales, Poaceae. The record is from RefSeq and is a predicted model, not a curated record. The transcript has 2 exons.